Molecule: messenger RNA, 3279 nt
Organism: Myripristis murdjan (pinecone soldierfish)
Lineage: Eukaryota; Metazoa; Chordata; Actinopteri; Holocentriformes; Holocentridae
Gene: vps11
Product: VPS11 core subunit of CORVET and HOPS complexes
Exons: 16
Coding region: 49-2829 (926 amino acids)
Biological process (GO): organelle fusion; vesicle-mediated transport; intracellular protein transport
Cellular component (GO): HOPS complex; endosome
Molecular function (GO): protein-macromolecule adaptor activity; protein binding
Source: RefSeq, a predicted model, not a curated record
ACCUGUGUUAGUGUCACAUGAGAGCCUCCCUCUGCUAAUGCUAACAAAAUGGCAGCGUUCCUACAGUGGAGAAAAUUUGUCUUCUUUGAUAAAGAGACGGUGAAGGAUCCCGUGGAUAAUGGAAAAAACUUCGUUCUUCCCAGCGGGAUAUCGGCGUGUGACUCCGGCCGGGGCCACAUCGUCCUCGGAGAUAUGGUUGGUCAGAUCUGGCUCUUGACCCGCUCCCUGCAGUUGACUUCUUUUCAGGCGUACAAGUUGCGUGUAACACACCUCUACCAGCUGAAGCAGCACAGCAUCCUGGUGUCUGUGGGGCAGGACGAACAGGGAAUAAACCCCCUUGUGAAGGUCUGGAACCUCGACAAGAGAGACAGCGGAAAUCCUCUGUGCACGAGGAUUUUUCCUGCCAUCCCCGGAAACAAGCCCACAGAAGUGUCCUGUCUCAGCGUCCAUGAGAACCUCAACUUCAUGGCCAUCGGCUUCACAGAUGGCAGUGUGGUGUUGACCAAGGGCGACAUCACCAGAGAUCGCCACAGUAAAACCCUGACGCUGCACGAGGGAACCUGCCCUGUCACGGGCCUCGCCUUCCGCCAAGUGGGGAAGGUCACGCAUCUGUUUGUCGCCACUCUGGAGAAAGUCCAUUGCUACACCCUGUCCAUCAAGGAGUAUCCUAAACUAGAGCUGGACACACAUGGCUGUGCGCUGCGCUGCUCUGCCCUCGCCGAUCCCUCCCAGGACUCCCAGUUCAUCGUGGCCGGCGACGAAUGCGUGUACCUGUACCAGCCCGACGAGCGGGGGCCCUGCUUUGCUUUCGAAGGACACAAGCUGCUGGCCCACUGGCACCGGGGCUACCUGCUCUUACUCAUCAGGGACACAAAGUCACCCAGCAAGACCGGAUUCAGUAGCAGGGAGAACUCUCCAUCAGAAAAACAGCUUCUGACCAUCUACGAUCUGGACAACAAGUUCAUCGCCUACAGCGCCUCCUUUGACGACAUCAUUGAUGUGCUGGCAGAGUGGGGCUCCUUCUACAUCCUCACCAGAGACGGAAAGAUGUUUGUUCUCCAGGAGAAGGACACUCAGACUAAACUAGAAAUGCUGUUCAAGAAGAACCUGUUUGUGAUGGCCAUAAACCUGGCAAAGAGCCAGCACCUGGAUAGUGACGGGCUGUCAGAGAUCUUCAGGCAGUAUGGCGAUCACCUCUACCUGAAGGGAGACCACGACGGCGCCAUCCAGCAAUACAUUCGCACCAUUGGAAAACUGGAGCCGUCGUAUGUGAUCAGGAAAUUCCUGGACGCACAGAGGAUCCACAACCUGACGGCGUACCUGCAGGCCCUGCACAGACAGUCGCUGGCCAACGCAGAUCACACCACACUGCUGCUCAACUGUUACACCAAGCUGAAAGACAGCUCGAAGCUGGAAGAGUUCAUCAAGAGCAGUGAGAGCGAGGUCCACUUUGACGUUGAGAUCGCCAUCAAGGUUCUUCGCCAGGCCGGCUACCACAGUCAUGCUGUUUUCCUGGCUGAGAAACACACGCACCAUGAGUGGUACCUGAAGAUCCAGCUCGAAGAUCUCAAGAACUACCAAGAGGCGCUCCGCUACAUCGGACGUCUGCCUUUUGAACAAGCUGAGAGCAACAUGAAGCGUUACGGCAAGACACUAAUGCACCACGUACCAGAAGGUACGACUCUGCUCCUCAAGGGUUUAUGCACCGACUACCAGCCCAGCCGAGACGCUGCCGACAGAGACAGCCUGGAGAGAGGUCUAUCCAACAAGGCCAACUCAGAGGAGUUCAUCCCGAUCUUUGCCAACAACCCUCGGGAGCUGAAGGCCUUUCUGGAGCACAUGAUCGAGGUGGACCCCUUUUCUCCUCAGGGUGUCUAUGACACACUGCUGGAGCUGCGGCUGCAGGACUGGGCACACGAAAAGGAUCCUGAGAGAAAGAAGGUUCUGCAGGGGGCAGCACUGUCGCUGCUGAGGAGUGACAACACUGUGUUUGACAAGGCCCUGGUCCUCUGUCAGAUGCACAACUUUAAAGAGGGCGUCCUCUACCUCUACGAAAAGGGCAAACUGUACCAGCAAAUAAUGCACUACCACAUGCAGAACGAGGAGUACAGCAAAGUGGUGGAAGCCUGCAAGCGCUUCGGGGACCAAGAGGUUUGUCUCUGGGAGCAGGCGCUGGGAUACUUUGCCCGGAAAGAAGAGGACUGCAAAGCCUACAUCAGUCAGGUCCUGCAGCACAUCGACCAAAACAACCUGAUGCCUCCUCUGCUUGUGGUGCAGACUCUGGCGCACAACUCCACGGCCACGCUGUCCGUCAUCAAGGACUACCUCAUCAACAAGCUGCAGAGGGAGAGCCAGCAGAUCGAGGACGAUGAACGCAAAAUCCGCCAGUACCGCGAGGAAACGGCCCACCUGCGCUCCGAGAUCCAGGAGCUCAGAACCAGUGCAAAGAUCUUCCAGAAGACCAAGUGCAACAUGUGCAACAGUCCCCUGGAGCUGCCCUCCGUCCAUUUCCUGUGCAGCCACUCCUUCCACCAGCACUGCUUCGAGAGCUACGCCGAGAGCGAGGCCGAGUGUCCCACCUGCACCCCGGAGAACCGCAAAGUUAUGGACAUGCUGCGCGCCCAGGACCAGAAGCGCGACCUGCAUGACCACUUCACCAGACAGCUGCGCAGCUCUAAUGACGGCUUCUCCGUCGUGGCUGAUUACUUUGGUCGAGGAGUGUUUAACAAACUGACUCUGGUCACUGACCCUCCUGGCAGCAAACACGCCAGCAGUUUGGAAGUCGACCUCCAGAGAGACCUUCUCAUCCACACCAAGAGGAACAGCUAGGAAACUGCAGCCAUGUUGGAUUUGCUCUGAAUCCUGCCCCAGGAGCCAUUUUCUGUCCAGCUUCACACGAUCAAAGCGCGCGGGGGUCUUGACCACAAGCUUUGUUGCACAGGACGUCACUUUAUUUAACAGAAAAUGCUCAUUUGCGUACUCUUAGUGCCUGUGAUGAAUUUGUUUGCUUAGUUCCGGUCGUGCUCCUUCUCCAAGUGAAGGAUCAUAGGGAACGUGUGUAAAAUGUAUUUAUCAAAAUGUGUAAUACAGUGUCUACAAACCGUGCUGAUUCAUGCCUUGAAGAGUUUUUAGCUUGCUGGGGGCUUGGUUGUACUCUUUAUUACGUAAUCUUGCAUAACAGGCUCUCACAAAUAUAUAAAUCGUCAGUGAAAUGAUUUCAUGCUCACUCUGUCUUUCAUGCUAACUUAAAGAAUAAAAUUGUGAAUGUCAUGCAUCCUG